AGAAGCUUGGAAAAGGAGUCUUGCAACAGUGCAUCCUGACAGCAGCAAACUGAUCCCUGCUUUUUUUCGACCUGCAGCUUUCCUGCCCUUCACGGUGCCCAUGGUAUUUUUGUCACUGAUGCCAGCAAAAGGGCUAAUGUCCAUGAUUUUACCUCAGGUUUCCCUCUAUACUUACACAACAGUGUUCAACAUUAUCAACGGAAAUGCAAGCUAUAACCGUCGUCCACAUGAGACUAUACUACUAGGGGCAGGAGCCGCUGCUUCUUCAACCUUCUUUGGAUUAAUCCCUCUUUUUGUCCAAAUGAAGUAUUCCCUAGAUAACCUUUGGAUCAAAAGAGCCUUACCUGUGGUCGUUCUUGCCCAAGUUAGUGGAAUGAAUGUUUUUGCAUCCCGAAGUUUUGAGCCUGUCCGCGGGAUCAAGGUCAUGGACAAGGAAGGCAAUGUUGUAGGCCAUUCCAGAAGAGCUGCACAAAAGGUAGGGGACACAAUGGAACUGGAGCUUUGGGGAAAGAAUUGGAUUUUCUGUUUGAGAGCUGGUGACAAAUUCAUGUCUACCUUUCUUUACCCUGUCUUCCCUCGUCAUGCGGAGAGAGAUUCUGGGCUGGGACAUUUUAUAGUCAGAAGUAUUCCUGAAGUCUUCACCUACUUUUUUAAAAGGACCCACUUUUUCCCACGAAAUCCACGGUUAUUAUGGACCGUAAAACUGACUAGUACUUUCCUGGUGAUGGGACUGAUGGUACCAGUUUCUUUCAGUUUGUUUCCACAAAUUGGACAGAUACAGUGCAGUAAGCUUGAAGAGGAAAUCCAGUCUUCAACAGAAGAAACACAACUCUUCUAUAACAGAGGGGUGUAGGGCGAGUUUUAGGUGAAUUUGUCUGGUUGCAGCUUGAAAACCUUCCUGUCUGUUUAAGGAACUCUGCCACAGGCCUGCUGGAGACCCCAGAGGUGCCUGUGCUGACAAGAUGACUUAAGAUGCCACUUGCUGAGACGCUUGCAGGCUGGUUGUGUCUGGGCUUUCAAGGCUGGCUGGAGGAAGAGCCACAAGACACCCCCUGGGGCUGCUGAGGGGACAGCAAUGAGAAUGAGCCUGUUAAAGGAGACUGUGAAAUUACUGAUAACCUUCUCGAGUUCAGUAUUUGAAGAAAUAAAGGCAGAGGGCCCACUGCGGCCCGGACACAGGCAGUAGAUUCGUAGCCCAGCUCAAGAUAAGCGUGAACUUCUGUGGAGCCCAGCAAAGCCUCUAACCCCAAAUCAGUCCUGUCCCCUACUUAGCUUAUUGCCAUCCCAGACAGCUACUUAAAAUCUUUGCCACCCUCCUGCCAGCUCUGCUUUCUCCACUGGCAAAUGACCCUGCUCCUCCACUGCGAAACGGAGGACAGCAAUGGAAACUCCCUGGCUCCUCCUGGCACCAAUUUGGCACCCCUCCUUCUGCCCACACCCAUCCUGUCCUCUGUGCAAGGUCAGCUGUCCCUCAGGCUCUGGGCCCACCCUCUCUGUUAUCCCAAGGCCUUGCUCUGUAGUCUCUGCCGUCCCCUCUGGCUCAGCGUCCCUCCCUGCUGGCUCCUUCCCAGUAGCAUUUAAACUGUUUCAGUCACCUGCUUCAUUAAAAAAGCACAAACUCUGUUCA
This is a messenger RNA of Galeopterus variegatus (Sunda flying lemur), 1627 nucleotides long. RefSeq names its product sideroflexin 4 (gene SFXN4). Gene Ontology annotation, molecular function: monoatomic ion transmembrane transporter activity. Gene Ontology annotation, biological process: monoatomic ion transport; mitochondrial transmembrane transport. The transcript is spliced from 11 exons. Gene Ontology annotation, cellular component: mitochondrial inner membrane. The record is from RefSeq and is a predicted model, not a curated record. NCBI's taxonomy places the organism in Eukaryota, Metazoa, Chordata, Mammalia, Dermoptera, Cynocephalidae. The coding region runs from base 101 to 853 and encodes 250 amino acids.